AUGGCUGCAAACAGCAGCUCUCUUGGUGGUGUACAUGGCCUGUUUCUUAUAUGGGUUGCUUUAUGGGUCCUUGGAGACGGGCCUUUCAAAUGUAUGUUCAUGUCUCUGACCUUGUACUACCCCCAGUGUAGGCUUCAAACAGGCAUUCAAGGUGCCUUUGGCAAGCCCCAGGGCACUGUGGCCAGGGUUCACAUUGGCCAAGUUAUCAUGUCCAUCUGCACCAAGCUGCAGAACAAGGAGCAUAUGAUUGAAGCACUAUGCAGGGCCAAGUUCAAGAUCCCUGGCCGCCAGAAGAUCCACAUCUCCAAGAAGUGGGGCUUUACCAAGUUCAAUGUGGAUGAAUGUGAAGACAUGGUGGCUGAGAAGCAGCUCAUCCCAGAUGGCUACAGGGUCAAGUACAUCCCCAAUCAUGGCCCUCUGGAUGAGUGGCAGGUCUUGCACUGGUGA
Molecule: messenger RNA, 447 nt
Organism: Piliocolobus tephrosceles (Ugandan red Colobus)
Lineage: Eukaryota; Metazoa; Chordata; Mammalia; Primates; Cercopithecidae
Product: 60S ribosomal protein L10-like
Exons: 1
Coding region: 1-447 (148 amino acids)
Biological process (GO): translation
Cellular component (GO): ribosome
Molecular function (GO): structural constituent of ribosome
Source: RefSeq, a predicted model, not a curated record